UUUACUGCACUAUAUGCUUCCUAGAAAGAGAGAAGGUCAAGGAGACGUUGUAGAAGGAGAGACUGAAAACAACAAUAACAGCAACACUAUAAAAUACGUCUCCGUCACGUCGCCGGUCAAGAAGCAUCGUAUCUCUGACACCGCUGCAGCUGAUUCGACAGUUAACGACGACACCUUUGCCAUAAGGAACAGUAGCGGUAGCAGUAGCGUGGUCGAGCCAGCCAUGGCUCCGGGUGACUCGAAUCAUAAUGAUAUAGACGAGGAUCUGCACAGUAGGCAGCUUGCCGUGUAUGGCCGUGAGACGAUGCGGCGGCUUUUUGCCUCUAAUGUACUCGUCUCGGGGAUGCAGGGGCUCGGUGCUGAAAUUGCAAAGAAUCUCAUUCUUGCUGGUGUCAAGUCUGUGACCUUGCAUGAUGAAGGAGUGGUGGAGCUGUGGGAUAUGUCCAGUAAUUUUGUUUUCUCCGAGGAUGAUGUUGGUAAGAACAGGGCACUUGCUUCUGUGCAGAAGUUGCAGGAGCUAAACAAUGCUGUUGUCAUUUCUACCUUAACAACAAAGUUGACAAAAGAGCAACUUUCUAAUUUCCAGGCUGUUGUAUUCACUGAUAUUAGUCUUGAGAAAGCCAUUGAGUUUAAUGACUACUGCCAUAACCAUCAACCUCCCAUUUCCUUCAUCAAGUCUGAAGUAAGAGGCCUCUUUGGCACUGUCUUUUGUGACUUUGGUCCUGAGUUUACUGUUUUUGAUGUUGAUGGAGAGGAACCACACACGGGUAUAAUUGCAUCCAUCAGCAAUGACAAUCCUGCCCUAGUAUCAUGUGUUGAUGAUGAAAGGCUGGAGUUCCAGGAUGGGGAUCUUGUUGUGUUUUCUGAAGUUCAUGGAAUAACGGAACUUAAUGAUGGAAAGCCAAGGAAGAUUAAAAGUGCUAGGCCCUACUCAUUUACUCUUGAGGAGGACACCAUAGCUUUUGGUACAUAUGUGAAAGGUGGCAUUGUAACACAGGUGAAACAACCCAAAAUGUUGAACUUCAAGCCACUGAGGGAAGCACUUAAAGAACCUGGUGAUUUCCUUCUUAGUGACUUUGCAAAGUUUGACCGCCCCCUUCUCCUGCACAUAGCAUUCCAAGCUCUGGAUAAAUUUAUUUCUGAUUUUGGCCGCUUUCCUGUUGCUGGAUCAGAAGAGGAUGCCCAAAAGCUUGCCUCAAUUGCUGCUAAUAUCAAUGAGUGCCUUGGAGAGGGGAAAGUGGAAGAUAUUAAUCCCAAGCUUCUGAGGCAAUUUGCCUUUGGUGCCAAGGCAGUACUGAAUCCCAUGGCUGCCAUGUUUGGAGGAAUUGUGGGACAAGAGGUUGUCAAAGCAUGUUCUGGAAAAUUUCAUCCUCUUUUUCAGUUCUUCUAUUUUGACUCAGUGGAGUCUCUUCCUGCUGAGCCCUUGGACCCCAGUGAUUUUAAACCAUUGAAUAGCCGUUAUGAUGCACAAAUAUCGGUUUUUGGCUCCAAGCUUCAGAAAAAGCUGGAGGAUGCAAAAGUGUUUAUGGUUGGAUCUGGGGCACUAGGCUGUGAAUUCUUGAAAAAUUUAGCAUUGAUGGGCGUUUCAUGUGGUAGUCAGGGCAAGCUAACAAUCACUGAUGAUGAUGUUAUUGAGAAGAGCAACCUCAGCAGGCAGUUUUUGUUCCGGGAUUGGAACAUUGGGCAAGCUAAAUCAACUGUUGCUGCUUCUGCAGCUGCAUCCAUCAAUCCUCGGCUUAAAAUCGAAGCCUUGCAAAACCGUGUGGGUCCUGAAACUGAGGGCGUGUUUAAUGACACCUUCUGGGAGAAACUAACAGUGGUCAUUAAUGCAUUAGAUAAUGUCAAUGCUAGGCUGUAUGUUGAUCAGAGGUGCUUAUAUUUCCAGAAACCACUUCUUGAAUCAGGAACUCUUGGUGCUAAAUGCAACACCCAAAUGGUGAUUCCUCAUCUAACUGAGAACUAUGGUGCCUCAAGAGACCCGCCUGAGAAACAAGCACCCAUGUGCACUGUGCACUCAUUUCCACACAAUAUUGACCACUGCUUGACAUGGGCCCGAUCCGAGUUUGAGGGCUUGCUCGAGAAAACUCCUGCCGAAGUGAAUGCCUAUCUAUCUAACCCGGUUGAAUAUGCCACUUCAAUGAAAAAUGCUGGUGAUGCUCAGGCUAAGGACAACUUAGAACGCGUCCUUGAGUGCCUUGACCGUGAAAAAUGUGAGACAUUCCAGGAUUGCAUCACCUGGGCUCGCUUAAGGUUUGAAGAUUAUUUCGUUAACCGGGUCAAGCAGUUGAUAUUUACAUUUCCUGAAGAAGCUGCAACCAGCACCGGUGCUCCCUUCUGGUCUGCUCCAAAACGAUUCCCACAUCCACUUCAGUUUUCAGCUGCUGAUACUAGCCAUCUCAACUUCAUAAUUGCAGCAUCUAUUCUUAGGGCCGAAACAUUUGGUAUCUCAGUCCCCGAUUGGGUCAAGAAUCCUAAGAUGUUGUCUGAGGCAGUCGAUAAAGUAAUAGUACCUGAUUUCCAGCCAAGGGAAGGUGUGAAAAUUGAGACAGAUGAGAAGGCCGCAAGUCUUUCCACUGCCUCUGUGGAUGAUGCAGCUGUUAUUAAUGAAUUACUCCUCAAGUUGGAACUUUGUAGGAACAAUCUGCCAUCAGGAUUCAGGAUGAAACCGAUCUCUUUCGAAAAGGAUGAUGAUACAAACUAUCACAUGGAUCUUAUUGCUGGGCUUGCCAACAUGAGGGCAAGGAACUAUAGUAUUCCUGAGGUGGAUAAGCUUAAAGCCAAGUUCAUUGCAGGGAGAAUCAUACCAGCAAUUGCCACAUCCACCGCUAUGGCGACUGGCCUCGUCUGCCUCGAGCUAUACAAGGUUCUGGACGGAGCACAUAAAGUGGAAGACUAUCGAAACACAUUCGCAAACUUAGCAUUGCCUUUAUUCUCUAUGGCCGAGCCAGUUCCACCCAAGGUCAUGAAACACCGUGACAUGAGCUGGACAGUAUGGGACCGAUGGAUCUUGAAAGAUAAUCCGACACUGAGGGAACUCAUUCAAUGGCUUAAAGAUAAGGGUUUGAAUGCUUACAGUAUAUCAUAUGGAAGUUGCCUGCUCUUCAACAGCAUGUUCCCGAGACACAAAGAGAGAUUGGACAAGAAAGUAGUUGACGUGGCUCGGGAAAUUGCCAAGGCAGAACUACCUUCUUACCGAUCCCACCUGGAUGUGGUGGUGGCAUGCGAGGAUGAUGAUGACAAUGAUAUCGACAUUCCUCAGGUAUCCAUCUACUAUGGCUGAGUUAUUUCGUUCGAACCUCCAAAUUAUUUAGAGUUGAGGAUGAGAAAAUUCUCAGAGCAGGCUGGCUUCCAUUCUGGUUUUAUAGUGAUUUGAGCAUACACAAUGGAGUACAUUGUGCAAACUUUAUAUGAAAUUUGAAGUACUUUUAGUUGCAGAAUAUUUAUAUAAUCUUGUCAUUUUACCUUUUCUUUUAA
Molecule: messenger RNA, 3474 nt
Organism: Gossypium arboreum
Lineage: Eukaryota; Viridiplantae; Streptophyta; Magnoliopsida; Malvales; Malvaceae
Product: ubiquitin-activating enzyme E1 1-like
Exons: 6
Coding region: 14-3280 (1088 amino acids)
Biological process (GO): ubiquitin-dependent protein catabolic process; DNA damage response; protein ubiquitination
Cellular component (GO): cytoplasm; nucleus
Molecular function (GO): ubiquitin activating enzyme activity
Source: RefSeq, a predicted model, not a curated record